Molecule: messenger RNA, 2667 nt
Organism: Knipowitschia caucasica
Lineage: Eukaryota; Metazoa; Chordata; Actinopteri; Gobiiformes; Gobiidae
Source: the annotation of a GenBank genome assembly
AUGUCACUCGUCGGGUGGGAGGCCCGGGUGGAUUAUGUCCGGGUGGACAUAAUCCAAUGCUACGCCCCGACGAACGACAGUGAGGAAGAGGAGAAGGACAACUUCUACAACAGGUUGUCAACCAUCAUACAAGACAGACCAAGGAGAAAUAUCAUAAUUCUAAUGGGAGACUUCAAUGCCAAGAUCGGCAGUGAUAACCCAGGAUAUGAGGAGACCAUGGGGAAACAAGGGCUAGGUGAAAUGAACGAAAACGGUGAGAGAUUCGCCGACCUGUGCGCCGCAAGUAACCUGGUCAUCGGAGGAAGUGUUUUCCACCACAGAAAGAUACACAAGGUAACUUGGGUGUCACCAGACAUGUCAACAGAGAACCAGAUAGACCACAUAUGCAUUGGGAGGAAGUUUCGUCGCUCUCUUCAGGAUGUACGUGUCAAGAGAGGAGCAGAUGUUGCUUCUGACCAUCAUCUACUUGUCGCCCGAUUGAAACUGAAACUUAAGAAGAGUUGGACAGGGGGGCUUAGCCAACGCCAGCGAUACAAUACUGCCGCACUGAAAGACACCAGGAAGCAAGAAGAGUUCAAGGUCACUCUCUCCAACAAGUUUCAGGCCUUAGGGGAACUGCUUGGAGAAGAGACGACAGAGCAAAAGUGGCAGAAAGUAAAAGUAGCAGUGACAUCAACAUGCCAAGAAGUACUGGGCCCCAAGUCCUACACACACAAGGAGUGGAUAUCAACAGAGACGCUGCAGAGAGUUAAAGAAAGAAGAAAAAAGAAAGAAAAUGUCAACAACAGCAAAACAAGAGCAACAAAGGCAAAAGCACAAGAAGAGUACGCAGAAGCAAAUAGGAACGUCAAAAGAAGUAUUAGAACAGACAAGCGUAACUACUUAGAGGCACUGGCAACAGAGGCAGAGGAGGCAGCUCUCCAUCACAGAACCAAGGAUCUGUAUUCCAUCAGCAAGAGAAUCACAGGAAAGUUUGCCAAACCGGAGAGACCAGUAAGGGACAAGAACGGAGGAACAAUAGCCGAUGACGAAGGGCAGAAAAAGAGGUGGAUUGAGCACUUCCAGGAGCUACUGAACAGGCCAGCUCCUGAAAACCCACCGGAGAUACUGCCAGCCACUAGUGAUCUUCCAAUCAAGUGCUACGCACACACGAAGGAAGAAAUACACAGCGCCAUCAAGCAAUUGAAGAACGGCAAGUCUGCAGGUCCCGACAGCAUACCGGCAGAAGCGCUGAAGGCUGACGUCGAUACUUGUGUAGAGCUAUUCUACCCGCUCUUCAUCAAGAUAUGGGAAGAAGAAGAGAUACCAGCAGAGUGGAAAGAGGGAUAUCUCAUCAAGCUCCCAAAGAAAGGUGACCUCAGUUCAUGCUCCAACUACAGGGGAAUAACGCUGUUGUCCAUACCAGGAAAAGUGUUUAACCGCAUCCUGCUGAACCGAAUGAAAGACGCAGUGGACCCGCAUCUCCGUGACCAACAAGCCGGCUUCCGAAAAGAGAGAUCGUGCACGGACCAGAUCGCAACCCUGCGCAUCAUUCUGGAACAAUCCUUGGAAUGGAAUUCGCCCAUGUACGUCAACUUCAUCGACUACGAAAAAGCGUUCGACAGCGUGGACCGGCAAUCCCUAUGGAAACUACUGAGACACUACGGUGUGCCAGAAAAGAUCACCAACAUCAUCAGGAAAUCUUACGAAGGGACGACCUGUAGAAUCGUCCAUGGCAGACAGCCCACUGACGCCUUUGGAGUGAGAACCGGAGUGAGGCAAGGCUGCUUACUCUCACCUUGCCUAUUCUUGCUGGCCAUAGACUGGGUAAUGAAGACGUCGACGAACCAGAUGCGAAAUGGAAUCCAGUGGACACUCUGGGAACAGUUAGAUGAUCUAGACUUUGCUGACGAUUUGGCCCUUCUCUCCCACACCCAUCAACAGAUGCAGGAAAAGACCAGCAGGGUAGCAAACAACUCCGCUAGACUGGGCCUCCACAUCAACAGAGGGAAGAGCAAGGUGUUUAAGAUCAAUGCAUCCAACAACACACCCAUCACAGUCCAAGGCGAAGCGCUGGAGGAGGUAGACAGCUUUACAUAUCUCGGCAGCAUCCUGGAUAAAUAUGGGGGAACGGAUGAAGAUGUCAGAACCCGCAUCGGUAAAGCGCGAACAGCCUUCCAACAGCUGAAGAAUAUCUGGGGAUCCAGCACAAUUAGCAUCACCACCAAGAUCAGGCUCUUCAAUACCAUCGUGAAGCCAAUACUCCUCUAUGGAGCAGAGACCUGGAGAACCACUGUGGUCACCAUAAAGAGAAUCCAGGUCUUCAUUAACUCCUGCCUCAGGAAGAUCCUCAAAAUCCGAUGGCCAGAAAAGAUAUCCAAUGAAGAAUUAUGGACGAAAACGAACCAGCAGCCCGUUGACGAAGCUAUCCUUCAGAGACGCUGGCGAUGGAUAGGUCACACCCUCCGCAAGUCCGCGUCCAGUAUAACUAGACAAUCUCUCACCUGGAAUCCUCAAGGAAAGAGGAAGAGAGGGCGACCUAGAAACACCUGGCGCCGAGAUCUGGACGCAGAUGUCAAGCAGAUGGAAAAGACGUGGGGGCAGCUGGAGAGACUCGCCCAGAACCGAGAUGCCUGGAGGAAGCUGGUCGGCGGCCUAUGUCCCAAACGGGACCACAGGCGAAGAUGA